AUGUCUGCUGGAUACAAGCCGAAGUCGUGGAAGGAGUGGUUGAAGAAGCCCUUGGGGCGGCGUCGUGCAGCCUCGCCGGCUCCGUCUGCCACACUGUCGACGGACAUCCAGCCAUCCGAUCAGGGAAAUGCAGAACACGGAUCGAAAGCGUCUUCCAUUGUUGCGACAGAGUCAUGUGCCCCCCCCUCCCCGUCUGCCGCGGCGGCGAAGGCUGCCCAACCCCGCACAGAUGCGAGAGUUCCCAACGAUCACCAACCACCCGCGGCAUCGCAAGCACUGCCUCCUGCUCUGCCCGCCGAACCCGCACCCAAACCUCCGCCGACCGAAUGUACAGACCCACCGACCCCUACCCUUUCCGUGUCCGAGAGACUGUGGAACGCCGCCUACGACAGUCUUGAGACGGACAAUGCAGAGCUUGUCGUGUCAUACCUGAAAACGUUGGAAACAGUUCUCGGAGCCAACCCAGGUAUUACCCCUGACACCGACAUCUCGGCCGAGUUCCAUGACCCGACCAAACGACAGAUGCAUAUGAGGAGGCUGGUGGAGGAAGGCCGGGCGAAAAUUUCCAGAGCGUCCAAGAUCACGAACGGAGUAGGCGACGUCGCCGAUUUCGUCCUGUCGGUCAAGGGAAUAAUUGACCUGGCUGUCCAAAGCGUGCCGCAGGCUGCGCUUCCGUGGGCCGGUGUUUGCGUUGGACUGCAAGUAAACAGUCGUCCUUCGAACACCCCUUUGUGCUUGGCUCUGCUAAUAUGCCUCCAGAUGCUCCGGAAUCCUGCGCAAGCGAUGAAAUCCAACCUUGCCGGUCUCGCCCAUGUCAUCUCCAGAAUGGACUGGUACUGCGCGCUCACCGAACAUCUCCUGAACAAGAAAAACGUUGCUACUGGCAAGGAUAUCCAAGCAGUCUUGCGCCAGCUGGAAAGGAGCAUUGUCGAGCUCUACAAAGCUCUUCUCCAAUACCAGAUGAAGAGUGUUUGUUCUUACCAUCGCAACCGAAGUCUCGAUUUUUUUCGCGGGAUGCUGAAUUUGGAUGAUUGGGACGGCGAUCUGAAAGGCGUUACAGACGCAGAAGCCAUCGUCCAAAACGACACUGCCCAGUUUUUCCAAGAACAAACGAAAAUUUCCUUAGGAAAACUUGUUGAGCAUGCCGAGGGAAUGGAGAGACGACUCGGCGACAUCCGUCAGGACAUUCGGGACUUCAUCUCGCUGCAGAAGGACGCCCGUAGGGAUGAUAUCGAGUCAGCGUGCCGCAGAGAUCUCCGCGUCGUUGAUCCGCAACACGACAUGGAGCGGAUCGAGAAGAGUAAGGAUGAGCUGCUCGAUGACGCGUACAAAUGGAUCCUUCGCACCCCGGAGUAUACAGCGUUCACAAGCUGGGACGACAGCGGAUCCGAUCGUCCGCCACGUCGAUUGCUCUGGAUAAAAGGACACGCCGGCACGGGAAAGACGAUGCUCAUGAUCGGCCUCAUUCGCCAACUCUCGCAUCAACCUGUUGCCCUAUCACCAGCACUUUCCUUCUUCUUCUGCCAAGGCACAGACACAGCCUUGAACAACGCCACCGCCGUCCUCAGGUCUUUGAUCUGGCUUCUUCUUCUUCAGCAGCCAUGCCUUAUAUCCCAUCUACUCCAGAAGUACAAAGAUUCAAGCGCGGAUCUCUUCCGGGAUAAAAAUGCCUUCAUCGCCCUGUCCGACGCGUUUCGGAAUAUGCUGAAGGAUCCCAAGUUGUUUCCUGUAUACCUCGCGGUCGACGCACUUGAUGAGUGCGCGCAGGGUCGAUCGGACCUCUUCAGCCUCAUUUCGACUUCUCUCAACCUCUCUCAGAAGCUCAAGGAUCCGGGCACCAACUCCCCAGACGCUUCUAAAUCCCUUGUCGAGCUGGACACCCAACGUCUGGAAGAUCCUGUCAACGCAUUCAUUCAUUACAAGCUCAAAACCCUCAAACACAGACAAGGAUACAAUGAGCGGGUCUUGGCUGAGGUCUCCCGUGAAGUCCGCGGACGGGCAAAGAACACUUUCCUCUGGGUGGCUCUCGCGUUCAAAGUUCUCGAAACAGUGCACGGAGGGUACGCUGCCGAAAUCAUCACAGAGAUGCCUCCUGGCUUGUCGGAGUUGUACGAUCAUAUGAUGACCAGGAUUGAGGGAGGCCACAUCAUCAAGCCCCGGGAUUGUAAGACAGUCCUGGUGGUUAUGUCUCUUGCCUUCCGACCACUGUCUAUCCCCGAGCUUUCCGUACUUGCCGACUUGCCAUCGGACGUUGCGGAGACGGCUAUCGAGAUGUGCGGCUCAUUUCUCACAGUCACCAAGGGAACCGUCAAUUUGAUCCACCAGUCGGCUAAAGACUACCUGACGAAGAAUUACAAGUCCAGACUUCAACCAGCUGGGCCCGCUCAAGGGCACAGCGAGAUUGUCAGACGCUCGACUGAUGCGAUGUUCUCAAUGCUAAAACGCAACAUAUACGACCUCGACCCCGGCUUCAAACCGGAGAAUAUGGCGGCCCCUGAUCCAGAUCCGCUAGCUCCAAUACGAUACUCUUGUAUCUUCUGGGCCGACCAUCUCUGCUCCCUGAAUAGCGACAACACCAGGUUUCUAGGAGAAUUGACAGACGACGGGAAGGCGUUUGGAUUCCUGAAGGAAUGCUUCCUCCGCUGGCUUGAGAGCUUGUCUCUUAUAGGGCAACUUUCCAGUGGGCUCUUCUCAAUAAGAAAGAUUCUGCAUGCCGCUCAGACAUACGGCUCCGCGCUCGUAUUCAGCCCAACUUUGAGCGAGAUUAGAAAUCGGUAUUGGAAGGAAAGGUUGCGUUUUAUCGAAACGACCGCUGGCAUUAGAGACCACUGGGGCGCGCACCGGCAGACGCUCGAGGGGCAUAGCCACUGGGUCAGGCCAGUGGCGUUCUCGCCGGACGGCAAAUGUCUCGAGACAGACCGAGGGCUGCUGAGCAUAACCGUAAAUUCCGAAACUCAAAGCAGCUUUGGAGGCCAGAAACCCGCCAGUGGUUUGCUCUUUGUCGGCGACGAUUGGGUCAUAAGAGAUGGGAAGAGCGUUCUUUGGCUUCCCGCCGACUAUCGGGCAACAUGUGUGGCGGUUAGCCGCCGGUUCUCGGCCCCGAUAAUGGGAAACGGGGAUUAUCCAUCUUCCAGCAAAUGCCAGGCCAACACCGGAAGAAAGUCAUCAUGCAGCCGCAAGAUCCCAGACAGUAUUUACAGUAACCGAGCCGUAAAGGCGCUCACACUUGUCAAGCGCCUGUGUCUCCGCCAUGUGCUCGUUAAGGUUCCCAUGUCUCGUCCCACUCCUCCGCAGACCGGGUUGAAGGAAGCGCGGAAGGCAUCAAGGCGGUUCCGAUAG
Molecule: messenger RNA, 3339 nt
Organism: Chaetomium globosum CBS 148.51
Lineage: Eukaryota; Fungi; Ascomycota; Sordariomycetes; Sordariales; Chaetomiaceae
Exons: 6
Coding region: 1-3339 (1112 amino acids)
Source: RefSeq, a predicted model, not a curated record